Harpegnathos saltator (Jerdon's jumping ant) is the source of this 3282-nucleotide messenger RNA. RefSeq names its product organic cation transporter protein. NCBI's taxonomy places the organism in Eukaryota, Metazoa, Arthropoda, Insecta, Hymenoptera, Formicidae. The transcript has 8 exons. Gene Ontology annotation, molecular function: transmembrane transporter activity. Gene Ontology annotation, biological process: transmembrane transport. Gene Ontology annotation, cellular component: membrane. The record is from RefSeq and is a predicted model, not a curated record. The coding region runs from base 334 to 2346 and encodes 670 amino acids.
CGCAGCCUCGACGAGCCGUCGCGGUACGUAGGAGAGCGCGCGCGCGCGCGCGCGCGCCCGCUGAUCGCGCUCGAGACGACCAGAGUCCCUCCGUUAUGUUCUCCGGGACGUAGCGGGCCCUCGGCGAGGAGAAGGUCCUCGAGGUCCAAGAGCGCGGUUCUCUCGUGUCCGUUCCGUUAGUCGUCGCUGGACGGCCAUCGAGGAUUUCGCGCCGUCGUCCAGCAUCCAUCCCGAAGGCUGGAGCCGAGUUGCAGCGGUUGCAGCGACGCGAGGAAAGCGGUGCCGUCCUUAGCACUCGGAGGAGCCACCUCCGGGAUCCGAAUCGCCGGCGAGAUGCCGCCGCAGGAGAAGUUCUCCACGUCGGCCAACGGGGGCGACCUGGGCUCCAAGGACACGAGCCCCGACGACCUCUCGGUCUCUUGCCGGGACUCGUCGUCCGAGGGCUUCCCCGUGCCCAGCGAGAAAUGCGUCAAGACCCGGCGCAAUGGUCACCGACCGAGCGACGGCCAGCAGGAGGCUCAAGAGCAGCCCAAGGACAUGGACUUUGACGAGCUGCUGCCGCAUGUCGGUGAGUUCGGCACCUACCAGAGGAUCCUGUUCAUCAUGAUGAUCCCGUUCGCCUUCUUCGUCGCCUGGGUGUACUUCUCACAGAUCUUCAUCACCCUCGUGCCGGAGCAGCAUUGGUGCCGCGUACCGGAACUGGAGAACCUCACGGUCGCGGAAAGGAUCGCGUUGGCGAUACCGCCCGACGAGCACGGCUAUUCGAGAUGCGAGAUGUACGACGUGAAUUACACGGAGCUGCUGUUAAACGGAACCCGCGAGGCCGACCCGAGCUGGCGGACGAAGGGUUGCACGCACGGCUGGGAGUUUAAUUUUACCGACAUCCCCUAUGAGACCGUGGCGACCGAGCUGGGAUGGGUGUGCGAGAACAGCGCGCUGCCCACCACGGCCCAGAGCGUCUUCUUCGUCGGCGCGAUCUUCGGCGGCCUGAUCUUCGGAUGGAUCGCCGACAGGUACGGCAGGAUACCGGCGCUGGUGGGUGCCAACGUCACCGGGUUCCUGGCCGGCGUAGCGACCGUGCUGGCCGGCAGUUUCUGGGAGUUUGCGUUGUGCCGAUUCUUCGUGGGCUUCGCCUUCGAUAAUUGCUUCACUAUGAUGUAUAUAUUAGUAUUGGAAUACGUGGGACCAAAGUGGCGCACUUUCGUGGCGAACAUGUCGAUCGCCCUCUUCUUCACGUUCGCCGCCUGCAUCUUGCCGUGGAUCGCGUACUUUCUGGCCGACUGGAGGAUGACGUGCAUCACCAUUUCCGUCCCUCUAGUUCUGGCGGUAGCGGCGCCCUGGUUGGUGCCGGAGAGCGCGAGGUGGCUCGUCAGCCAGGGUCAGGUGGACAAGGCCAUCGAGAUCCUCGGUAAAUUCGAACGCAUCAACGGCACGAAGGUGCCGGAGAACGUGUACCAGCAUUUCCGUGAGACCUGCGCCAGGGUGUGCAAGGAGCAGGAGGCGGACAAAACCUACUCCGUGCUGGACCUCUUCAGGAGCCCGCGUCUGCGAAACAUCACGAUCCUCCUCAUUUUUAUCUGGAUGGCGAUAUCGUUGGUAUUCGACGGUCACGUAAGAAACGUGAAUAAUCUCGGGCUCGAUGUCUUCAUGACGUUCACCAUCGCGGCGGCGACCGAACUACCCGCCGACACGUUCCUCACCCUCGUUCUCGACCGCUGGGGCAGGAGAUGGUUGGCCUGCGGCACCAUGGUUAUCUCCGGGAUUUUCAGCAUCUGGGCCAGCGCGGUUACGAACAACAUUUACUCGGCCACCUUGGCGAUAAUCGGUAGAUUCUGGGUGAACAUUUCGUACAACAUCGGUCUCCAGUACGCGGCCGAGGUGCUGCCGACGGUGGUGAGGGCGCAGGGGGUCGCCUUGAUCCACAUCAUGGGAUACGUCGCCAGCAUUCUCGCGCCCUUCGUCGUUUACCUGGACAUCGUCUCGUCCUUUCUGCCACUGCUGGUCCUCGGCACCAUGGGCAUCCUGGGCGGCCUCCUGACGCUGUUCCUGCCGGAGACGCUCGACAAGGACUUGCCGCAAACCUUGCAGGACGGCGAAGACUUCGGGAAGGAUCAGAAGAUGUGGGACAUGCCGUGCUUCUCCAAGAAAGCCGCUGACGCGGAGGCACCGCCUGUGGCGAUCUUCCGGUCCUUCGAGCGCAGCAGCCUGCGGAACUCGAUGAGGGCGUCCACGCGCGGCGAGACCCUGAGGAGCAGCAUGAUACAGAGAUCGAGCAUCCGGUCGCGCAAGGGCGUCCCUGGCCCGGAAAAGCCUGCGGAGACGGAAAAGCCUGCGGAAGGUGAUUGAACGCAACUCCACACGCAGCCUGUUCUUCCCGAAUAAUCGGGCGUAUUCCCCGGCGGCACCGUCCACCGCCCUUCCCAGAAUCCAGUGUGUGAUAGCGGAGCUACCAGAAUCAAAUUAUAGUCGACGCAUAUAUCUCAGUCGAUCUUCCGAUGUAGCGCGCCCUUUAGCUUGUCCGUGAAAAAGAAAACAAGAAUAGAAAAGAGACGAGGCGCUCGCUCUCCCGAAGCGUGAGCUCCGUACGGCUCGCUCUCGCGAUAGAGCGACCUCGCGCGAUUAGCAAUAAUAAUGUGUCAAAUUCUGUAUGUGUGACGUCUGUGAAAUCCGACUUGGAUUUCGAGUAAAGUUACUUGGAGAUUUUACGGGCAGUCGUGCAGUAUUAACGUAUAAAGAGAAAGAGAGACGGCAGAGGGAGAGUGAUGUGCAGGUUCUUUUCCUCACUAGAGCGUGUUCUUCUCCCUCGUUUGCAUUUCAAAGUAGAGGCAAGAGAAACUCGUUUGCACGUGGAGGUGUGCACGUCGAGAGACACGCGAGCGUUCGUUUCUUGCGAAAACGUGUCCUUCGACGGAAGUGUCCGAGCUUCGAAUGUGUGCCAAUUCGGGCCCGAGCUAAUCACGUAGCUACGAAAGACUUGUCUCAAGUAUUGCUCACGUACAUACGUAUAUAGAGUACAAUGUAGGUAUCCGAAAUCAAAUUUUAAGUUACCUUGAGGAACGCGUGUCGAAUUUUCGUGCGCUGUCUCUUCGUCGCGAACAAAAUUCUCCGAAUCCGAAAGCGUCGACCCCGCGUCGAGAGCUGUGAAAUUCACUUUCGCACACGCUUUGGAUUUGUACAUACAGUAUUUUAUAAUACAAAUAAGCUAAGGACGGUAUGAAAAAAGAAGUACUUUGUAUAUCCCAUUAAUGCGUGUUAAUAAACGUACGAAUUAUCGAGGAUAAA